UGAGUAUUUUUAUAUAAAUAAUAUUUUGAUGAUAAUGACAAGAUUUUUUAAAAUAACGGCACUUGAAACGGAUCGAUGGAUCGAACGAUACGCAGAAUAUUUUGUUGUUGUUGUUCGCAAAACGUUAUUUGUGAAUUUUCGAAUAUUUUUUCAUUUUUCGAAAACAUGCAUGUUCGAAAAGGUUCGAAAAUUCAAUUGCAUUUUUUUGACAUUUUUUUCUCGAGUAAAAAAUGAACCAUUAUGGUAUGAUCAUUUGGUUUAGCAUCGUUAUUAUAUUUUGUUCAACAAAAAUAUUUGCCAAUGAAAAUGAUAUGGAAAAAAUAAAUUUUGACCUAUCAAAUAAAGAAAAUAUUGAACUUUAUUUCAAAUUUCAACGCAAACAACAAUUGAAUGCUGUACAAACAUUAAUGACAUAUGAUCGUUAUGAACAACAAUAUCAAAUGGUUAAAAAAUUAUUUGAAAAAAUAUUCCAUAUAAUUGAUGAAUGUCAACAAAAUAUCAUCAACAAUUCGCAUUAUAAUAUUGGUGAUUCAUUACCAUUCGAUCAUCAAGAAAUUGUCGACAAUAUAAUACAAGCGAUUGAUAAUUGUGCAUUUUUUGCAAAUAUGGUAUUGAAAUUACCAGACAUUUCUCGACGUCUUCUGACAAAUGAAAUGGAAACAAAUUGGGAAAAAUCAUAUCGUUGGUGUUUGAAUUUUACCAAACAAUCGAAUAUUGUUGAUGAUAUUAGUCUGAAAAUGUUCAAUCUAGCAGCGCAACAAUUGAAUAUUGUUGAAAAAGAAGAUGAUUUUCUCAAUCCAUAUGAAAAAAAGAAUCAAAAAUCGAAGAUAAAUUCAAUUGAAAAGAAUUCUAAUGAAAAAAAGAAAAUGGCAAAAAAUUCCAAAAAAAUCAAAAAAGGUCCACGAAUGAGUCGUAUUGAAUUAUAACUUUCCCCAGCCCGUUCCCCCCAAUUAUAAUAAGAUAUUUUUUACCCAUUUGUAAAUAAAUAAAUUCAUUCCCGGGUA
Dermatophagoides pteronyssinus (European house dust mite) is the source of this 1004-nucleotide messenger RNA. Its product is annotated as coiled-coil domain-containing protein 134-like. Lineage: Eukaryota; Metazoa; Arthropoda; Arachnida; Sarcoptiformes; Pyroglyphidae. The record is from RefSeq and is a predicted model, not a curated record.